Funneliformis geosporum is the source of this 729-nucleotide messenger RNA. The record is from the annotation of a GenBank genome assembly. NCBI's taxonomy places the organism in Eukaryota, Fungi, Glomeromycota, Glomeromycetes, Glomerales, Glomeraceae.
AUGGGAUGGUCCACACGGCACCAAAUUAAUGAAAGAGUCUGUCAAAGUUUACCAAGAACUCUUAAGGAUAUUUUCGUCCAUCUUGCUGGCAAGAUUGAUUUUGAAGAACACGAGAAAGCUGAACAUAAUUGGCUUUGUUCACGCAAGUGCGGUGUUGAUGAGGAUGUGUUGGUUGAAAUAAUCCAUGCAAAGUCCCUAAUCCUACAAACGAUGAAGAUUGUGAAUGAUCUAGACAAUAAUAAUAAUGUUUCAAGAUGGAAACAGCAGAUGAAAUCAAAUUCAAAACCAAAGAAACGCAAAGACAAAGAGGUAAAAACCGGUAUACAGAAAAGGGAAAAAGGAAAGUCAAGACACAAUCCCCCCGGCUCUGAUAGAUCAAAUGCUACAUCUAACUCUGGCCCAAAUCUGUAUAAGUUAAUAACAGAAUUGCUUAAUUUUGCAACGAACCUUUUUGCCAAAUUAGCUGGAGGUGGUCAAAGUCAAGGUGAUAAAAGUGGUGCUGGUACUGUAACUAAAACUGAUUCACCGAAAGUGAAAACGCAUACUGGUAAAACUAUUAGAACACAAGAAAUGAAACAAAAGGUAGUUUUCAAAACUGUUCUUGAUUCUCCGUUUAAUAUAAGCUGGCCCGAUGUUUCAAUUAAAGACCAAAAUGAAAUCUUGGAUGCACUUUACGAGGCAGAUCUUCCACCACAAUUUUAUUCUCAUUUACCACAAUGUGCUGUAUAG